Messenger RNA from Capsicum annuum, 795 nucleotides. RefSeq names its product serpin-Z3-like. The record is from RefSeq and is a predicted model, not a curated record. Gene Ontology annotation, molecular function: serine-type endopeptidase inhibitor activity. The coding region runs from base 1 to 795 and encodes 264 amino acids. The transcript has 3 exons. NCBI's taxonomy places the organism in Eukaryota, Viridiplantae, Streptophyta, Magnoliopsida, Solanales, Solanaceae.
AUGACUGGCUGCUACGAUUACACCUAUAGAUCAUUUGAAGGCUAUCAAGUUGCUAAAAUUCCAUAUGAUAUAGGAAAAAAAGACGAUAAAAAAGAGUUCUCUAUGUUUAUCUUCCUUCCAAAUGAAAAAGAUGGACUGCCAAGCUUAUUUAAAAAAGUGAAUUCUGAUCCGAAAUUCUUCACCCAAAAUUUCAGGCUUCGGCGUGAGCCACUUGAUGCAUUCUACACCCCCAAGUUCAAAUUCUCAUACACUGCUAUGAAACAAGUUAUAAAAACAAUGAGGGAAAUGGGAUUGACUCUUCGUUUUGACAAAAAAUGUGAAGAAAUAACAAAGAUCAUGGAACCUCAUGGGCCAUUCUUUAUCAACAGGAUUUUACAAAAAGCAUUUAUCGAAGUAAAUGAGAAGGGUACUGUGGCAGCAGCUGUUACUGAGGAGUUCGAUGAUGACCUGGGAUUUCCAAUGUGUGAGCUGCCAAGAUUUGUAGCAGAUCACCCUUUCUUGUUCAUGAUAAGGGGAAGAGGUUUCACGAAUGGUGCUUUUCACUGGAGCUAUGUUCAUGAAGUUAAAGCAGAAGCUACAGCUGUUACUGCCUCGAUAUUUUUUCUGCGUGGCACCAAAAUAGAAGGAAACGAGUACAAAAUAGACUUUGCUUCUGCUCAUCCGUUCUUUUUCUUACUUCAGGGAAGAUACAACUGCAACCAUACUGUUCACAGGGAUCUUUGCUUCAUCCUCUUGUACAGUAAUAUGAUAUUUGGACUGGUAAAAGAAUUUGAAGCAUGUUUAGCUUCUGCUUAG